Molecule: messenger RNA, 534 nt
Organism: Hemicordylus capensis (graceful crag lizard)
Lineage: Eukaryota; Metazoa; Chordata; Lepidosauria; Squamata; Cordylidae
Exons: 4
Coding region: 142-534 (130 amino acids)
Source: RefSeq, a predicted model, not a curated record
GUAGGCCUCUGUGAAGCCUGAACUCCAGUAGGGCCCAAGCCAGCCAGGAAGGAGGAGGCAGCCAGAGUGGCCACCACUGGUCUCUGCAGCAGAAGACCCCCUGCUGCCAGUUUUGGAAAACUCCAGGGUGUUUUCUGGAUUAUGAGCUUUGUGCCUGUAGAAGUGUGGCAAGAUGCAACGGAAUGGUGCAACAGUUUCAAACUGUUGGAAGCCCUGGAGAAAGCAUUGCCACCGGCCAGCCCGGCCCCUGCGGGACCACUCCCUGCUCCUGAAGAUCCGGCUCCGGAGCUGCCUUUGCCGGCACUGCCUUCUCCUGCUGCACCUUUGGCUCAGCUGCCUGCGGACCCUGCUGGACCAUUGCCUGCGGGUGCUGGCGGGGCGGCGGCUCCUGUCCGGGUCCUGAUAUGUGGCCACUCGCUGGUCUUUUGGGCCUUCAAACGGGCCAGCUCCUCACACUGGGGGUCGCAGUUGGGGUUGGGGAAGCAGGCUGCGGUAUACUGGUUAGGGAUGCGGGGCAUGCUAUGGAACCAGUAG